This is a messenger RNA of Babesia bovis T2Bo, 1188 nucleotides long. RefSeq names its product SmORF protein. The coding region runs from base 35 to 1111 and encodes 358 amino acids. The transcript has a single exon. NCBI's taxonomy places the organism in Eukaryota, Apicomplexa, Aconoidasida, Piroplasmida, Babesiidae. The record is from RefSeq and is a predicted model, not a curated record.
GUUAGGAAUCUCACCAUUUACUGUCUUUAUUAAAAUGGUAUCCUUCAACACUUUCUCUAAGCUCUGUGUAGUGGUGGCAUUGGGACUGUCUGCCAUUGCCACUUCUACUGAGGUAGCCCAGGAACAGCCCAAGAAGGAAUCGUUCGUUAGCAGAUUCUUCGGUAAGAAUGAGAAAUCUGCCACUAAAUCUCAUGACGUAUCCGAACCGACGAAAAUUGACACUCAAAAACACAGCGAUACAGGUCAUCCCAAGUACGACGUAGAAUGGUAUCUGUUACCCAAACCGGAAAAUAGAGCUGCACUACGUGGUAUUUUGUCAUGGUUUAUGGCCAGAGACGUUCCAGAAGACUGUAAUGUACCAAUAUCGCCUAAGUUGGAAAAACGUAUUAGGGAACAUUUCUCGUGGAUUGAGCAAAAGACAGUAAUUCACUCUUCUUCUGCAGAUAGUAAUUCCAUCAAUGUCGGCAAUCCUAUGAAAAAGUCAAUCGUCAACGGACCCUCUGGUAAGAAAGAAGAACCUACAACCGAAUCUCAUGACAUAUCGCAACCAACAAAUACUGACACCCAAGAAAACAUUAAUGAAGAAGAACCACCCAUGUACUCUGUGGAAUGGCAUUUGUUACCCAAACCGGAAAAUAGAGCUGCAAUACGUGUUUUUAUGCCACGUUAUUUGGCUGAAGAUGUUCCAAAAGACUGUUCUGUACCAGUAUCGCCUAAGUUGGAAAAACGUAUUAGGGAACAUUUUUCGUUGCAUGGCAUCGAGUGGUUUAUGUUGCCCAAGCCGCAAAAUCGAGCUGCCUUAUGUAAAGCGUUACCAAGCGAUCUGGCAGAAAUGGUUCCAGAGGACUGUAAUGAGCCAAUAAUGACUAUAGUACAGAGGCAAAUUAUUUGGUUUUUUUCGUUUUAUGCUGUUGAAUGGUAUCUGUUACCCGAGCCAGAAAGCAGAGCUGCCCUACGUUUUAUGUUGCCAUCUAAUUUGGCUGCCAUGGUUCCAGAAGACUGUGAUGAACCCAUAGAUCCCGCACUUGAAAAACGUAUUGUAAAAUAUUUCACAUUGAAUGGUUUAAAUCCAAAAUUAUGGAGUCGAUUGUCAUGUGGUUUCCAUUGGUAAAUGUCUAUGCUUGGAUUAACUUAAUGAAAACGGGGUUAUCAUAAUUUGGUAGUAAAUAAACAUCUAUACAUAACAUC